Drosophila elegans is the source of this 3832-nucleotide messenger RNA. RefSeq lists its product as uncharacterized. The record is from RefSeq and is a predicted model, not a curated record. NCBI's taxonomy places the organism in Eukaryota, Metazoa, Arthropoda, Insecta, Diptera, Drosophilidae. The transcript has 9 exons. The coding region runs from base 821 to 3829 and encodes 1002 amino acids. Gene Ontology annotation, molecular function: protein binding.
UCGUGAAUAAUUAUCACAAUAAAAAAAAACCACAACUUUGAAACCCGAAUUCCAAAGUUAACAAAACAAUUCCCUUUGAAAAUGCGCACCAAAAUUAUUUGAUUUAAAAAAAAUACCAAAAAUGAGAACGGAAAUUACAAAGAUUAUCGAAUGCAAUCAUAAUUAUAACUCGUAGCAUUCCAGCCGAGUUUUCAUUCUUUCGGAAAACCACACGAAAACAUUCCAGUGGCAAACAGGUUGCCAUAAAGCCGAGAGCAGCAACAACAACAACCACACCGUUAAGGGAAAACCAAACACGUGCACAGAAAGGAAAAGGUUAACAACACAACAACCAACGCCAGCUAAAAUAAAAAUAAGAAAAAAACAGCCAAACAGCAGCGGUAACAGCACUACGUUCUUCCUUUUUUUUAUUUUGAACAAACACAGAGAAAUAAACCAAAUUUUAAAACCGCGCGCUAACUGAAAAAAAGGAAAAAUUCGAAUAUAAAACGGCGGAAAAUAAAAAACGGAUAUAAAAGAAUUUCAAGCGUUUGGCAUUUUGUCAACCAGUAAAGGGCCAAGUGACGAAGAAAAAAAAAAGAAAAAAAACGAGGGAGAGGCGCACAAGUGGCUGCAACAAAGGUUUCCCCCAGAACCACCGAACCUGCAACCUCUGACACCCCAAAAAAAUAAAAUAAAAAAUCUACCUUCGGCCGGAAAACGCUUGUUUCAGCACGCGAGCGAAGAAGACGGGACGAGAGCAAGGGAAAGAGAGGGAGAUAGGGGCAAGAAACAACAGCGGCAGCAACAACAAAACAAACAGCUCUAUGCCGGCACCAAGAUGAGACCAGGCCGAACGACAAAAGCAACAACAGCAGCGACCACGCCCCUGCUCCUGCUACUCCCACUAAUCCUGGGAGGUGUGCACUUGGCCCACGCCCAGUGUCCUUGGCAGAGGGAUGUGCCCGACCUGCAGACGAGCUGCAUCUGCGCCUACAACUUGGGCAGGGAGCUAUCCGUGCAAUGUGAUCAGGUGGAUUUCCCGCAACUCCUGGAUGCGAUGAACACCCAUGCACGGCUGAAACCGGUGGAUUUGCUGUACGUAAACAACUCCACGAUUGUGGAGCUGCCCGAGGCCAUUUUCAGCAAUUUGAGCCUGCACAAUGUGCAGCUCUCGAGUUGCGGCAUCCAGAGGAUAGCGAGGGGUGCGUUCAAGGGUCAGGAGUCGGUGCUGCGGAAUCUCAAUCUGCAGGAUAAUCUGCUGGCUGAUGUGCCAGUUGAGGCGCUGAAGGUGCUGGGCAAACUAAACCUGCUGGAUCUGUCCAAAAAUCAGCUUAGCCAAAUAAACGACGAUGCCUUUGUGGGUUUAACAAAGCUCUCCACGCUGAAACUGAACGAUAACAAUGUUACCUUGGCCGGCAAUGCAUUUAGGGGAUUGGAACAGAGCUUGAAGAACCUAAAUCUGAAGGGAACCAAACAGCGCAAGGUGCCCGAAAGUAUUAGGGGUCUGAGGAGCCUGGCUUUUCUCGAUCUAUCGCAAAAUGGCAUCAAAGAGCUGCCCGGUGCCGGUGGCAUUCGAGUGUUCGAUGGUCUGGAUGCCCUGACAGCCCUCAACUUGGAGAGGAAUCUCAUCCAGAGCAUUGGCGAAACGGCAUUUGCGGGUGUGCGCAAAACAUUGAGCUCGCUGAGUUUGCUCAACAAUCUGCUGGCCGAGUUUCCCAUUGGCGCCGUUCACUCGCUCAAGGAGCUGCGUGUCCUGGACAUCGGCUUCAAUCUGCUGACCACUCUGCCGGAGGCUGCCUUCCGGGGAAAUCCCGGCAUCACGCUGCUGGCCUUGGAUGGAAAUCCAUUGAGCAGUGUGCCCGAGGGAGCAUUCGCCCACCUGAAUGCCACAUUGCGAGGACUUUCGCUCGGAGGCAGAUUCCUGCACUGCGAUUGCAAGUUGCGCUGGGUGGCCGAGUGGAUUCGCAAUGGUGACUUGCAGGUAACAUCUCGAGAACGGAAUCCGCAGUUUUGUGGCACCCCACCACGUUUCCGGGACCGGGGCUUCUACUCGAUUCAGCCGGAGGAGCUGAGUUGUCCGGACAUUGCCGAUGCCGCCCUGCGAGGACCUGUUGGCCUGGCCGAUAACCUGAAGCCCACUCAGUCCGCAUCCCCCGAUUCCGUGGAAUAUGAGACGGGUACGGGUACUGGUACGGGAACUGGUACAGUGGGCACUGGCACAGUGGGCACUGGCACAGCAGCCUCUGCACCUGUGUCGAGCAUUGUGAGCAGCUCCACUUCCACAACGACGGCCACAACAACGACAACGACAACCACAGCAGAACCAACAACCAAACGCAGCACGACUCGACCACCUACCAAGUCAACGGCUGGUACCUCAGCCACCACAGCUUCGCCAGCAACGAAUCUCUCGGUGAAUGGAACGGGCACCGUGCAGGCCACCUCCAUUACCACCAGCAGUAGCUCCUCCUCCUCCUCCUCGUCGUCUUCAUCCAGUGGUCAUGGAAAUGGCAAUGGGAAUGGCAAACAGGCACCAGGAUGGCGCCAAGGAGUGACCACUGGCAAUGGGGGAAAUAAUGGAGGAGUAGGAGCUGGAGGUCUUCACAAGCCGCAGCGGCCACCACUUGUCUUGGGCUAUCCACCGCAGAGGGGAACUCGCAUCGACGAUGCCAACGAAGUGCAGGUGAAGCACGCAUUCCGGCAGGACAGUUCCGUGAUCAUCCAGUGGGAUUCGGACACGGCCAAUAUACUGGGAUUCCGGGUGGUGUAUCGCCUGUUCGGCGAGAAGGCCUUCAAACAGGGUCCACCCCUGGAGUCCAGUGAAAGGGAGUUCAAGAUCAAGAACGUUCCCGCCCAGGAGUGCAUUAUUGUGUGCGUCAUCUCGCUGGAGGAGCUGCAUGUCACCCCCGAAACAGUUCCCUAUCAGCAGUGUCGCGAAGUGAGGACUGUGGCCUCGCAGGCCUCCAAUAUGGAUAAGAUUACCAUUGCGGCCAGUGCAGCCAUUUGUGGCACCAUCAUUGUGGCCGUGAUUGUGUUCAUCGCUGCCAGCAGACGUUCCCGCAAACUGCAGAACAGCCAGCAGAAGAGUCCGCUGCCAAUUGGAGGUCUGCCCGUUAAUUGCUGCGGUCCGACCGGUUCACCGGGACCACUUGGCUCCAUUGCAACGCUAUCGGCAUUUAACAAUCACAAGGAAUGGGAUCAGGUGUCAGCCUACAGUGGUCGCUCGAUACCGAGGCCCAGGAUUUAUCCAGUGGAACAACCGGACGACAUGCGAAGUCACUUCUCCGGAAUGCCCGGCAAAGUGGGCAAAUCAAGUAGAUCCCUGGCGGAUGGACAGUCGCAGCACAGUUUUUCGAAUAAUUCGCAUCGCGGUUAUUUGGGCAGUGCCUUCCCCUCGAACUUGGUGAAUUCCCGGCCGGAAUUGCGACAAUCCCGGCAAUCCCUGGCCGCCGCCUCGGAGCGAAUGUCCCGUGCCUCAUAUGCGGGAUCGAUUCACGGGGGCGGUGGAAACGGAGGAGGAGGCGGUGGCCUCGGCGGCGGAAACGGAGGAGUGGGAGGCGGUGGCCUCCCCGUGAGCAGCCUGAUGGCCAUGAGCGGCAUGGUCGGCGGCGGCGGACCCGCGAGCAUUGCCUCCAGCGCCCGAAGAUCGCGACCGCGUUCCAGGUCACGCGAACAACUGAACGCAACCCACAUACAUAACCAUCGACCAGGAAGUCGAUACUCGCAGGCGGGAUCGACGCACACGCUGAAUAACUACUGCGAUACAUCGGACAAUUGGACCGAUCACGACAUGGACAUAUAUAUGGCCCGGAAUCCGACGACGCGAAAUGGAUUAGUGCCAUUAUGAGGG